Molecule: messenger RNA, 234 nt
Organism: Encephalitozoon romaleae SJ-2008
Lineage: Eukaryota; Fungi; Microsporidia; Unikaryonidae
Product: ubiquitin
Exons: 1
Coding region: 1-234 (77 amino acids)
Biological process (GO): modification-dependent protein catabolic process; protein ubiquitination
Cellular component (GO): nucleus; cytoplasm
Molecular function (GO): ubiquitin protein ligase binding; protein tag activity
Source: RefSeq, a predicted model, not a curated record
AUGCAGAUAUUCGUGAAGACCCUAACAGGAAAGACGAUCACACUAGAAGUCGAGGCAAGCGACAGUAUUGAGAAUGUGAAGGCAAAGAUACAGGACAAAGAGGGUAUACCACCAGAUCAGCAGAGACUUAUUUUUGCAGGAAAACAGCUAGAAGAUGGAAGAACCUUGUCUGACUACAACAUCCAGAAGGAGUCUACUCUCCAUUUGGUGCUCAGGCUGAGAGGAGGAUAUUAA